GUACGAAAAACAGCAGCAGUUUUCCUUUCCUCAGGGUCAUUCACUACUUCCUAGAGCUAAACUCAAUGAAAAAUAUUCCAGAAAAAAUCAAAUAAAUGCAGAUAAUCUUAAGGAAAAGAAAGGCUGCAAAUUACUACUAAAGUUCUGAAGAAAAAAGCAUGGAUUUCUCUACACAUGUAGUUCUGAUAUCAACAGUUUUGCAAGGAUUCCUUUGUGAAGAGUGGUCUGCAUGGUAUCCACGUUCAGUGACAGCCCUGAGGGGUCACUGUGUUGUGAUUCCUUGUACAUUUACUUAUCCAGGAAGACGUAGAGGAGAUAAUGAAUUUGAUAUUGCAUGGUACUACUACAGAAAAGCUGGAUAUCCAACUGUAUACCACAGGAAUCAUCCAAAAAAUGUGAUUGACUAUUUUAAAGGCCGUACAUACCCAUAUGGAAACCCUGGGGAAAAGGAGUGCUCCUUGGUGAUAGAUGGAAUCAAAGAAGAGGAUGAGAUGGAUUAUUAUGUCUGGAUAGACCCAGGGACUGUUAAGUAUAAUUUUUAUGAAAGGACUGUAAAUGUUAAACUAACAGAUAAUUUUCCUGACCCAUACAUAGAGAAUUUCCCUGAAUUUAUUGAAGGAACACCAGUGAACAUUAAAUGCACCAUUGUACACACCUGUCCUUUUCAUUCACCUCGGCUGAGAUGGACCAUUAGUGGUAAUGUCCAAGAGGGGAAUACAAAAUAUACAGAAAACAGUUGGAAGUAUUCUUCAGUGCUUCGAUUUACUCCUUCAUCUGCACAACAUGGUCAACAUUUGCAAUGCCACUGUGACUCCCCAAGAACAAGGGCAUCUAAUUAUAAAACAAUAUAUGUAAAGCAGAAGCCUGUUAUUUUAUCUAACUCCAUCUGUAAUUUCCAGCAAGCAUAUGUCAGCUGUACAUGUAUGGCCAGAGGCUAUCCUUUACCUACAGCUGUUUGGACAGUUGGAGAUCAGACUAUCAGUAGCUCUAAUGGUGUCUUCACCGUGUCUUCUUCAAGCUCAGAUAUGAGCUCUACAAGCACUCUAAAUGGAAAAUUGGAGUCUGAAAAGAAAAUUAUCUGUACUAUGAAAAACUCAUACAUGAGCACAUCAUCAACACUUCACAAUCCUGGAACUUAUAAGCCAAUUAUUUCAGAAGAUUCCAGCUGUAGUUUUACCCAAGCGAGUGUAUCUUGCCAAUGUAUGGCAAUAGCUAACCCUAUGCCUACGUCUUAUUGGAUGGUUGUAGAUAAGAAAAUUACACAAAGUGGUCAAGGCUUCAGUGUGUCUUCUACAACAUCAUGGAAUAAAUACACGACUAUUCUGACAGGACAACUGGACACUGAAGUGACUAUUACCUGUGUAAUGACUAACUCACAUGGGACUAGAUCUUCACAGAUUGUCACUCCUGCAACUUACAAACCAGUUAUUUCACUAGACUCCAGCUGUAACUUAACACAAUAUAAUGUAUCUUGCCAAUGCGCAGCUACAGCCAACCCUUUGCCUACGGCUGUUUGGAUGGUCGGAGAUCAGAAGAUUACAGAAAGUGGCAAAGGCUUCAGUGUGUCCACUUCAAGAUCAUGGAAAAAAUACAUGACUAGUCUGACAGGACAAUUGGAAUUUGAAGUGAAUAUCACUUGUGUCAUGAACAACAGACAUGGAAGUAGUUCAUUACAGCUCAUCAGUCCUGCAACAUAUAUAUCUGCUAUCUUACCUGAAUCAAACUGUACCUUCUUUGAAGGAAAUGUGACCUGCAAAUGUUUGGUCAGUGCAUAUCCUUUGCCUGCAGCCAUUUGGACAGUUGGAGAUCAGAACAUUGCAAGGACUGAUCAAGACUUCAGUGUUUCAUCUGUCAUCUCAUGGAAAAAAUAUGCAAGUAUUUUAAUGGGAAAAAUGGAUUUUGAUGUGAACAUUACCUGCAUCAUGUCAAACACGGGAGGAAACAGUUCAUUACAGCUCUACAGUGCCUCUACUUUUGAGCCGACUAUUUUACCCGAGUCCAACUGUACCUACAAUGAAACAAAUGUCAUCUGCCAGUGCGUGGCCAAUGCCAACCCUUUGCCUAAAGCUGAUUGGAUAGUUGGAGGUCAGAACAUUACAAACCAUGGCCAAGUCUUCAGUGUGUCUUCUGUCAUCUCAUGGCAAAGAUUUACAAGUAUUCUGGAGGGAAAAAUGGACUCUGAAGUCAGUAUUGCAUGUGUCAUGACUAACAUACACGGGAGUACAGAAUUACAGCUCUACACUGUUGAAAUUAUACGGAGACAUCUUCAACUCCAGCCUAUAAAUAUGCAGCAAAUGAAGAAAAGAUGGACUCAGAUAUGGUAUAUGAGAACACUGAAAGCAAAGAAUCAGAAACCAAAAGGAAAAUUCCUAAAAAAGUCUCAAAUCUUUAUGAGGAAAAGAAACUGGACUAUCUGUAUGAAGAAGCCUCAGACAUUUACCAGAAUGAUUCAUUUUAUCCACAGACAGAGCCAUGUGAUGUGUAUGAAAGUAAUAUGGAUUUUUACAAAGAACAGGAAGAUUUGUAUGCAAAUUAUGAGUGACAUAGUCUAUGAUAGUAUCACCUUAAGAGUUCUUAGGAAUAUAUAUUUCAAUGAUUAUCAUUCAACAGCAUUUAUAUUCUUAGAUCUAUCACCAGUCAGUGAGUAUGUGAGUAUGUACAGAU
This is a messenger RNA of Protopterus annectens (West African lungfish), 2664 nucleotides long. RefSeq names its product myelin-associated glycoprotein-like. Lineage: Eukaryota; Metazoa; Chordata; Ceratodontiformes; Protopteridae. The record is from RefSeq and is a predicted model, not a curated record.